Molecule: messenger RNA, 1419 nt
Organism: Suillus subalutaceus
Lineage: Eukaryota; Fungi; Basidiomycota; Agaricomycetes; Boletales; Suillaceae
Exons: 9
Source: RefSeq, a predicted model, not a curated record
CUAAGCCUUAUCUCACACUGUCAUCCGACCACACCACCCACUUUCCCAGUUACUUCUGCUGCACAUGCAAUAUGAAUUAGAGUCACGAUUCGUGCCCAAGGCUAUCAGCCUUUGCGUCCUGAAAAGUCUUGGAGACCAAUUGUUUCUGUGGUGAACCCAAACCUCAGGGAACGUUUUAUGAUACAAGGUGCGGACGGCCGUUCUCGAGUGGACAUCAAUGUAUAUUACCAGGCGCCGAGCAAGAAGAAACGCAAGAAGCGGUAUCUAGUUGCAAAGGCUUCCUUGUCGCUUCAGGCUCUAUCUAAGUUAAGGGAUACUGCAAAUUCUUUAAAAAUACCGUUGAGCCCUGUAGUUCAGCCCUCUACGCGUAGGUUGGCUCGAGGUGGAACAUGUUCAGUUUCCCUUGUUGCUACGCUUGAGGUCCCUGAGACUCAGGCGAGACUCCACGUAUUACAAGAUUCAUUGACAUCAGAAGACCAAUACGACGAUGACUUUAAGUCACUUGGGCGCUCUUCACCGAGUUUGGAAUCAGAAUCAGAUAGGACAAGUAACUUUUCUUGUUCUAGUCGCGCUAUAACUCCUCCAGUCCCACCUGAAUUAUCCGGCAUACGCAUCCGCCGAGGAUAUACUUCGGACACAGAUGAUGACCGUCCACUCGACGAGCACACGAUGCCUGACUCGAGUGCUGUGGUCGAUGUUGUUUCCCUUGCGCCUUCCCUUUUACCCAGUUACACAGAACAGAUAUCUGUGGAUAAUUCGUUGACAUUUAUCGAUACCCUUGUCGACUCUUUCUCGCCUUAUUCUGAACUUCGAGAGGCUUGCAGUGACUCUCAGUACGAGCGUAUCUUGGAAAAACUCACAUCUGAAUGGUAUUUUGUGGGUGCAUCGGUGCGCUUGACGCGGCUGUGUUCGGCUUUUCGUCCAGCUCGUUAUUCUCCGUCAACUACUUUCGCCCGAAGCUCAAUAGCUCUGGGGAGUGUUGCUUCAGGCAUCGGCAUCGCAAUCGAUGGUUGGUUCCUCUUGGUAAAUUUGCUCGCUGAUGUAUACGGCAAAUAUCUGUUCUUUUGCAUAUCGUCGCGUCUUCCUGCUGUAUGCAUGUUUGUGUCAGCAUGCGCCUUAAUGGCCUUUUUACUUUCAGUUGCAUGGUCCGCUUGGCCCACUGCUGUGUUGGUCAUGUGUUUUAUCGCUGGCUCCCUGAUCAGCCUCCAGUUCAUCGUAUACGGGCUACACUGCACGGUAAUUUGUAUGACUGAGAUUUUUAGGAGAGCGCGCAGAGGAUUGAUGUGGUGUGUGAGGAGGCCGUCGAACAAUGUCUUGGAGCAUAAUGUUUCCGAAAAAUAGUGUAUCUUGAAAAGUUCUCUUGCUAGCAUCUGUAAUACACGUCGAUCGCGAUAAUAUAUUUUUAUGUUUUACAUUAAA